Molecule: messenger RNA, 1208 nt
Organism: Toxorhynchites rutilus septentrionalis
Lineage: Eukaryota; Metazoa; Arthropoda; Insecta; Diptera; Culicidae
Exons: 5
Coding region: 114-1121 (335 amino acids)
Cellular component (GO): chitin-based extracellular matrix
Molecular function (GO): structural constituent of chitin-based larval cuticle
Source: RefSeq, a predicted model, not a curated record
AGUAGAUCACUUGCACAUGGAUUGCUUUAAAUAGGUUCAUUCGUUGAUAGAUUUCAACAGUUGGGCUGAGUCCCCCAGAGUCGUCGGAUUGUCCUGAUUAUAUUCCAGUGAAAAUGAAUACCAUAGUUUAUUGCAUAUUAAUUGUCGAACUAUCGCUGGCAUACAUUUCUCCGAGUAGCGCUAACGAAAGAGACCAAAAUCAAAAGGAGGCUAAGAUUAAUUUUUUCAAUUUCGAUCCGAGAACAGGCACCUACAAUUUUGGCUACCAAACCGAGGACAACGGUCAGUUUCGCUAUGAAACUCGAGGACUGGAUGGGGUCACAUACGGUUGUUACGGAUAUGUAGGUCAAAACGGUCGUACUCGAGUGACUCACUACGUAUCGGACGCACACGGCUAUCGUGUGAUACAACCCCAAUUUCCGGUGCAAAUUUUCUUCAACGAUCCGUCUGUGAAUAAUUCCGAAGCAAAAGAUUCUAACGACAGUGAGAAACCCGCUAUUAAAAGUGAGCUACGCUGGACUGGAUUUUUCCUUCCGCGGGCUUGCGUUGGAAAUCCAACGCGUCCACCGAGUAUCAACCCUGGAAUCCAGACACAAUCACCCACCAAACCUACGUCCGUUCCUAGACCGACGAUACAUCCGAUUACUCUACGGCCAACUCCUGCGACCAAUCAAAACGGAACUAUGUGGCAUCCCUGUUGUCAUCAGACGAAUACGCCAUCUCCAUCGGUUAGCGGUCCGCAAGCUGAUGUCCCGCUGUUGGGACCUGUACUUGGUCUCGUUGGAGGUCUUCUCGGUGGUUUACUGGGGGCAUUGAGUAUUGAUCUGAAUCUUGAUUUAAUUCCAGCUUACUAUCUACCAUAUUUCCAUGAUGUACCAUCGAACAUUCGGCAUAUUCCAUGUGAUGAUUGCGGUGACGACUCCUCGGGAUAUUUGGGUCUCACGCCGACUGUCUUCGUGCCGAAAACACUUGCUGACAGAAUUGGGCUUUCGGCUGCGUUUCAAACUGGCUCUAAAAAUAUCCACAAUGUAGCUAAUAUGUUUCAGCUGCUGAAGGAUGUAGAUGGCAGCUGGCGAGCUCAAAUGGCGACCGAAGGCGAUAAGGGGAAAGCAUCAUUAUAAAAAUACAGAAUAAUCGGUUGGGCUGUCGAAAGUGAGGUGUGAUUACAUGAUAUGAAUUAUGAAUAAAAACAAAAUACCGACGUGUAA